This is a messenger RNA of Chlorocebus sabaeus (green monkey), 3692 nucleotides long. The record is from RefSeq and is a predicted model, not a curated record. Lineage: Eukaryota; Metazoa; Chordata; Mammalia; Primates; Cercopithecidae.
AGAACUGAGGAGGCGAUGGAGCUGGUCUGGGAACCGAGUCGGUGGGAGCUUCGAAGGGAAAAGGCGGGGCUCCUGGGGGCGGAGCCAUACCUGUGGGCGGGACAUGGAAAGGAGGGCCCUAGGGGCGGAGCUACAAUAGAAAGGGCCAGGAGGUGCUGAGGCGAUGAGGAGCCGAACUCCAAGGGUCGACGCUCGAGAAAGCAGAGGUUUGGGGACAGCAGCCCAGCCUCCAGGCCCACUGAUGGACCCGUUAAUGAAGGGGCCCUGUGGGAGUCAGAUGGCACAAACCAUUCUAUGGAAAGCAAAGUCGUCUCUCUCCUUCGGCAUUCAGCCCCUUCAGACAUGGCCAACGAAAGACCCUGAACUAGAGUCCCAGGUCAACCUCUCUGUCUCGGAAGACCUAGGCUGUAGACGUGGGGAUUUCAGUAGGAAACAUUAUGGAUCUGUGGAGCUGCUUAUUUCCAGUGAUGCUGAUGGAGCCAUCCAAAGGGCUGGAAGAUUCAGAGUGGAAAAUGGCUCUUCAGAUGAGGCUUAAAAGGCAGGACAUAAAAAAGGACACAGAAGAAGACAUAAUGGUUAAGAAUGCAACUGCUUUGCCUGGUACUUGGCGAAGAACAGACGUGCACUUAGAGAACCCGGAAUACCACACCAGAUGGUAUUUCAAAUAUUUUUUGGGACAAGUCCAUCAGAACUACAUUGGAAAUGAUGCAGAGAAGAGCCCUUUCUUCUUGUCCGUGACCCUUUCUGACCAAAAUAAUCAACGUGUUCCUCAAUACCGUGCAAUUCUUUGGAGAAAAACAGGUACCCAGAAAAUAUGCCUUCCCUACAGUCCCACAAAAACUCUUUCUGUGAAGUCCAUCUUAAGUGCCAUGAAUCUGGACAAAUUUGAGAAAGGCCCCAGGGAAAUUUUUCAUCCUGAAAUACAAAAGGACUUGCUGGUUCUUGAAGAACAAGAGGGCUCUGUGAAUUUCAAGUUUGGGGUUCUUUUUGCCAAAGAUGGGCAGCUCACUGAUGAUGAGAUGUUCAGCAAUGAAAUUGGAAGCGAAGCUUUUCAAAAAUUUUUAAAUCUUCUGGGUGACACAAUCACUCUAAAGGGCUGGACGGGCUACCGUGGCGGUCUGGAUACCAAAAAUGAUACCACAGGGAUACAUUCAGUUUAUACUGUGUACCAAGGGCAUGAGAUCAUGUUUCAUGUUUCCACCAUGUUGCCAUAUUCCAAAGAGAACAAGCAGCAGGUGGAAAGGAAACGCCACAUCGGAAACGAUAUCGUCACCAUUGUGUUCCAAGAAGGAGAGGAAUCUUCUCCUGCCUUUAAGCCUUCCAUGAUCCGUUCCCACUUUACACAUAUUUUUGCCUUAGUGAGGUACGAUCAACAAAAUGACAGUUACAGGCUGAAAAUAUUUUCAGAAGAAAGUGUACCACUCUUUGGCCCUCCCUUGCCAACUCCACCAGUGUUUACAGACCACCAGGAAUUCAGGGACUUUUUGCUAGUGAAAUUAAUUAAUGGUGAAAAAGCCACUUUGGAAACCCCAACAUUUGCCCAGAAGCGUCGGCGUACCUUGGAUAUGUUGAUUAGAUCUUUACACCAGGAUUUGAUGCCAGAUUUGCAUAAGAACAUGCUUAAUAGACGAUCUUUUAGUGAUGUCUUACCAGAGUCGCCCAAGUCAGCACGGAAGAAAGAGGAGGCCCGCCAGGCAGAGUUUGUUAGAAUAGGGCAGGCACUAAAACUGAAAUCCAUUGUAAGAGGGGAUGCUCCAUCAAGCUUGGCAGCUUCAGGGAUCUGUAAAAAAGAGCCGUGGGAGCCCCAGUGUUUCUGCAGUAAUUUCCCUCACGAAGCCGUGUGUGCAGAUCCCUGGGGCCAGGCCUUGCUGGUUUCCACUGAUGCUGGCGUCUUGCUAGUGGAUGAUGACCUUCCAUCAGUGUCCGUGUUUGACAGAACUCUGCCAGUGAAGCAGAUGCACGUGCUCGAGACCCUGGACCUUCUGGUUCUCAGAGCAGACAAAGGAAAAGAUGCUCGCCUCUUUGUCUUCAGGCUAAGUGCUCUGCAAAAGGGCCUUGAGGGGAAGCAGACUGGGAAGAGCAGGUCUGACUGCAGAGAAAACAAGUUGGAGAAAACAAAAGGCUGCCACCUGUAUGCUAUUAACACUCACCACAGCAGAGAGCUGAGGAUUGUGGUCGCAAUUCGGAAUAAACUACUUCUGAUCACAAGAAAACACAACAAGCCAAGCGGAGUCAGCAGCACCUCAUUGUUAUCUCCCCUGUCUGAGUCACCUGUUGAAGAAUUCCAGUACAUCAGGGAGAUCUGUCUGUCCGACUCUCCCGUGGUGAUGACCUUAGUGGAUGGGCCAGCUGAAGAGAGUGACAAUCUCAUCUGUGUGGCUUAUCGACACCAGUUUGAUGUGGUGAACGAGAGCACAGGAGAAGCCUUCAGGCUCCACCACGUGGAGGCCAACAGGGUUAAUUUUGUUGCAGCUAUUGAUGUGUACGAAGAUGGAGAAGCUGGUUUGCUGUUGUGUUACAACUACAGUUGCAUCUAUAAAAAGGUUUGCCCCUUUAAUGGUGGCUCUUUUUUGGUUCAACCCUCUGCGUCAGAUUUCCAGUUUUGUUGGAACCAGGCUCCCUGUGCAAUUGUCUGUGCUUUCCCGUAUCUCCUGGCCUUCACCACCGACUCCAUGGAGAUCCGCCUGGUGGUGAACGGGAACCUGGUCCACACCGCAGUCGUGCCACAGCUGCAGCUCGUGGCCUCCAGGUCGGAUAUAUACUUCACAGCAACUGCAGCUGUGAAUGAGGUCUCAUCUGGAGGCAGCUCCAAGGGGGCCAGUGCCGGCAAUUCUCCUCAGACACCCCCGGGCCGAGAUACUCCAGUAUUUCCUUCUUCCCUGGGGGAAGGUGAAAUUCAAUCAAAAAAUCUGUACAAGAUUCCACUUAGAAACCUCGUGGGCAGAAGCAUCGAGCGACCUCUGAAGUCGCCCUUAGUCUCCAAGGUCAUCACCCCACCCACUCCCAUCAGUGUGGGCCUCGCUGCCAUUCCUGUCACGCACUCCUUGUCCCUGUCUCGCAUGGAGAUCAAAGAAAUAGCAAGCAGGACCCGCAGGGAACUACUGGGCCUCUCGGAUGAAGGUGGACCCAAGUCAGAAGGAGCGCCAAAGGCCAAAUCAAAACCCCGGAAGCGGUUAGAAGAAAGCCAAGGAGGCCCCAAGCCAGGGGCAGUGAGGUCAUCUAGCAGUGACAGGAUCCCAUCAGGCUCCUUGGAAAGUGCUUCUACUUCCGAAGCCAACCCUGAGGGGCACUCAGCCAGCUCUGACCAGGACCCUGUUGCAGACAGAGAGGGCAGCCCGGUCUCCAGCAGCAGCCCCUUCCAGCUCACGGCUUUCUCCGAUGAAGACAUUAUUGACUUGAAGUAACAGAGUUCAAAUCUCAUUUGCCAUCUUUAGUUUUCUUAUGGAGAUUUAUACUCUUUAAACAGUUCUGCUGUCAUUUCUCAACAAAAUGUGGCUUUUAGCCUGUCAGUGAUCUGUUGGACCAAACCUUCUGCACACGCGGCCAGUUCCCUCUCCAAUGUCCGGUGCCAUCUUUCCUGACCUUUGUUUCUUUCUCUUCAGGAACCAUCAGUCCCCUUGUAAUAAAGGUGGUAGAUUUCAUUGAGGUUUUAGAUUGAAACUUUGAAUAAAUCAAAAAUAUUCAUUCUUAUU